Molecule: messenger RNA, 855 nt
Organism: Cyphellophora attinorum
Lineage: Eukaryota; Fungi; Ascomycota; Eurotiomycetes; Chaetothyriales; Cyphellophoraceae
Exons: 3
Coding region: 1-855 (284 amino acids)
Biological process (GO): regulation of DNA-templated transcription
Molecular function (GO): DNA-binding transcription factor activity
Source: RefSeq, a predicted model, not a curated record
AUGAGUGACUUUGGCCCCGAGUACAGCAAGGCUGACAAGAAGAGGGAAUACAAUCGAAAUGCUCAGCGGGUAUUUCGUCAACGACGGAAAGAACACCUGAGCAAGCUGGAGCAGGCGCAUCGUGAGAAGCAGGACAUGCAAAGCGACGAGAUGCAACGUCUCCGACGAGAGAACCAAGCUCUUCAGGCGGAGAACGAGUCGCUGAAAGCAGCAUACGCCUCGCAAGGAAACUCCCCUGCGCCAUCUCUCAGUCCCAUAGACACGAGACUCAACGCCCAUCUGCCCUACGGCGAACCUCAAAUGUCCUUGGAAGCCGUCAGCGCAACGACGCCAGCCGCGAUGACACCUGUCAUCCCGACGAUGAUGCAAGAUCACUCGAGCAUCGUUGUCGUGCAGCCGAACAACAUCCAUGAGAUACGAAGAUACCUACAUCAGGUGUUCGCCCCAUUGCUCGAUAUGUCAGUCAUCCACAACCCGCAAGCUCACCUCGCGACGCUUCAGGCUCUACGACCUUCACUGCCUUCGUCCCUGAAGCCUUCUCAGCUGCAGCUGACCACAACGCACAACGUCUACAUCGACAUGAUUCCCUCGCCCCAUCUCCGAGAUCAGCUGAUUCGCGUCGGCCCUGCUCGAGCCAGCAGCUUCCUGAUGGAGGCAUGCACGUUGGUGUGCCAGAUUGAAGAUGUUGGACAAAUGACUAUCUGGGGUGAGGACUGGUUGAACGAGUUCUCGUGGGAGUUCUCGCCAGCCGUUCUCGAGCGCUUCGGGCCGUGGCUUCUGGGCCGGGAAUGGGGACAGCGGGCGAAUUACUGGCGCAAGCAACGGGGUGCUCCGAGACUACCAGGCUAUGAUUGA